This is a messenger RNA of Anopheles gambiae (African malaria mosquito), 1516 nucleotides long. Its product is annotated as neurogenic differentiation factor 2. The coding region runs from base 652 to 1329 and encodes 225 amino acids. Gene Ontology annotation, molecular function: protein dimerization activity. Lineage: Eukaryota; Metazoa; Arthropoda; Insecta; Diptera; Culicidae. The transcript has a single exon. The record is from RefSeq and is a predicted model, not a curated record.
AGCACGCAAAACGGUCCCAUCCGAACCCCGUGCGGUUGACUUUGAUGCGCCGACGCCACAGCCCACAAAGGGUUCUUUACCCCAUGCGCAGCCCGGAGUAUAGUAGUGCCCGCUCACUGCAAUGCAAAGGAAUUGAACGACAGCAAGCAGAGCAAGCAAAAAAUGGGUCCUUAAAAUGGGGAAAAAAUGUACGCAUUCGUGCGUGUUUGUUCGAAAUUAUGCGGCGACUUUUAAAUUUGCUUUCAAAAGUUUGCACGUAACGGCCAGCGCGUGGGGCGGAAGAAAAAUCAUUAAUUUAUGCAACCAGUUUCUUAAUUGCUAUUGUUAAAUAUAUACAUCCCUUCACGUCCACACCACGAUCGAGGGGUGCUGCUUCGCAUCGAUAAUUAUCACCACUUACUGAAAAGUAUUGACAAUAAAGCAAUGAUAACGACGCACCAGCCUUAUCCAUCCAUCCAUUUUCCCGCUAUACAAUUUCCCUUGUUACAGCGGGGGUACAAGCGCGCCCCGUUAUCAGUGAUAAGGAGGAAAAUUAGAUUAGUCGGAAAAGCGCUCAAUGGCCAAUAUAAAUGCAUACACAUUACGCUUGAUGCGUCGCAAUUUGAUUGAUUUGGUGCUCCAACUUCCACACUUGGUGCGCGAGAUUCCCGAAUGAGUCCAAACCUAACCACAGCUACCGUUGGAGGAGGAGGAAGCAUUCGUCGCCGAAGAAAACUACCCAGUGGCAGCGGUGUCCUUUCGCUCGUUAAACGCAAGAAGGCUAACCAACGCGAACGCAACCGUAUGCACGGACUGAACGACGCGCUCGAUCGGUUGCGGAUGUGUGUGCCACUUCCGGCGAGCUUAACCACCGCCACGGUAAGGCCGGACGACGCCCGGGAGGCAACGCCAACACCACCGCAGAAGCUUUCCAAAAUCGACACACUACGGUUGGCGCAAAACUACAUCGCAGUGCUGCUAGAGGUGCUGCACAGUGGACGUGGGAUGAAGUACGAUCGUUUGCUGGCUACACUGGGGCGCAGGUUGAGCCAAAACACCACCAAUCUGUUGCGGACGAGACUUACGCUCGAUGAGCAGCUACAGGCCGGACUGGUGGAUGGGGAGUGUGGCGGGUCUGGAUCGUUCGAGCACGCAGGACAGGGGCUGUGUUGCUUGUGUUCACCACCACAGCACGAUACGCCAGUGUGGUCAAAUAGAGCGGCGCUUGCUGAGCAGCAGUGGACAUUGGGGUACGAUUGCAGCUUCUGCAGCUACAGCGAGGACGGUCCACCGACGAUGACGACGACGACGACGACGUACCGUGAGCGGGGUGAUAUGUUCGACUUCUGAAAGCAAGGUAGGUACCAUACGUAAACUAUUUAUUCUCGAUUCACUUAUAUCAGACAUAGGGAGUAAGAAGAUAGUUAAAGUUAAGGGUGGAGGUGGGGGAGGGGUGAGGGAAAGGGAGUAGGCAAGUGUGGGAAAAGGAAAGCUCUUUGUUGUACAUGCGCUCUAAAAUAACCGUCCGUUUUUUUUU